ACAUUCCUCAAUUCAAGCCUGUAAUUUCAGCCCAUUCCUUUUCUCCCCAUUUUGUCCUCUUCUCCCUUUUCAUUCCCAUUUCUCUCCCAAAUUCCUCUGUUUUGGUGUCUCCUCUUUCCUCUAAUGGGUUGUGCUACCUCUAAGCAGAAGCGAUGCCCCCACUGCCGGAACUCAAUGACUCAAAGAAGCAACUCUCUUCAUGCCCACCAAUCUCUACCGCCGCUGCAACCCGACAGCCACCACGUCGUUGCCUUUUCCUCUUCCACUCUCGGUUCUCUCAAGCUCGAAAACAUUCACUUCGACAACAAAAUCUACACCGCCGUUGAUGUUGAUGAGCCUCUCUACCCCCAAAACAACGCAAUCAAGAAUGAGGCUUCCAUGGGGCUAAUUGAGGCCAAAACUUGGUCCAAUAUGAUCAAUGACAAAAUUCCCAAAAUUGCCCCCAAAACUCCGAUCAUGACGCCGCCCGGAGAGCCGGAGACCAUUAAUGUUUGGGAAGUCAUGGAAGGCCUCGAUGACAAUAGUCCCUUCCGUCCGAUAUGUCGACCUCGAAGCUUCUCCUUCGAUGUCAGUUCAAAUCCGAUAUGUGUUUCCUUAGAACAGGGGAAUUCAAAUUUGAAGGAAAUUAACGAUACCUUCACUCCCUACAAACCAUUCUGGCUUCAAGAAACGGAUUUGGACCCUGAUAUGAUAUCUUCGUUUAGGAAAUCCUUAGAGGAGCUUCCUCAGGAGGAGGAGGACCCAUUUCAUCUCCGGCCACCGGAGGACGAAUCACCGGGUAAAGACAAAGUUGUGGUGUACUUCACGAGCCUGAGAGGGAUUCGAAAGACAUACGAGGACUGUUGUGAGGUGAGGAUGAUUUUGAGAUCCAUGGGAGCUCGAGUGGACGAACGGGACGUAUCGAUGGAUUCAGGGUUCAAACAGGAGCUAAAGGAGCUACUAGGGGAAGGGUUCAACGGCGGCAGACUGCCGAGAGUGUUCGUGGGAGAAACGUACAUUGGUGGGGCAGAGGAAAUUAGGAGGCUGCACGAAGAUGGGGAGCUGGAGAAGGUACUGGAAGGGUGCGAGAAAGUGGAGGAGGGCGGCGGUGGGGUAGGCGGAGAGAGUGGCGUCAGCCGAGGCGGGGGUGGGUGUUGUGAGGGUUGUAGGGAAGUGAGGUUUGUGCCAUGUGAGAGGUGUUGUGGAAGCUGCAAAAUUUACUAUGAAGAAGGUGAAGAGGAGGAAGACGAAGAGGGCGGAUUCCAGCGGUGUCCUGAUUGUAAUGAAAAUGGGUUAAUUCGUUGUCCCAUUUGUUGUUCUUAGUGUAAUUCAAACAAAUUUUGUUCUUUAUUCUAGUUUUGGUUGUUGUCUGGAUUGGUUGUUGUACAGUGAAGAACAGGAUUUGGUUUGUUGUCUUGGGGAGAGUUGAGACUGGAUGUAAAAAUUUUCAGCUAAUACGAAGAAAAAACACCAUUAUUUAUGCUCAAAA
Messenger RNA from Cucurbita maxima (winter squash), 1468 nucleotides. RefSeq lists its product as uncharacterized. The record is from RefSeq and is a predicted model, not a curated record. Bases 124 to 1302 code for a protein of 392 amino acids. NCBI's taxonomy places the organism in Eukaryota, Viridiplantae, Streptophyta, Magnoliopsida, Cucurbitales, Cucurbitaceae. The transcript is spliced from 2 exons.